This is a messenger RNA of Python bivittatus (Burmese python), 1131 nucleotides long. Lineage: Eukaryota; Metazoa; Chordata; Lepidosauria; Squamata; Pythonidae. The record is from RefSeq and is a predicted model, not a curated record.
GCUUAAGCGGGUUGCUGGACCCGGCCCCUCCCUCACCUGAUGUGUCCGCGGCUUGCGCUGCUUGCUUGAAAGAGCCGAUGCCUGCAUUGACACCAUUCGCUCAACUUGGUUACUUCUAACCUUGGAGUGAAUUGUUUGGCCUAUGAUGAAGCCAUAAUGGCCCAACAGGACCGCAUUCAGCAGGAGAUUGCUGUCCAGAACCCCUUAGUCUCAGAAAGGAUGGAGUUGACAGUCCUGUACAAGGAAUACGCUGACGAUGACCACAUAUAUCAGCAGAAGAUCAAGGAUCUGCUGAAGAAGUAUUCAUACAUUCGGAAAACAAGACCAGAUGGGAACUGCUUCUACCGAGCAUUUGGCUUUUCCCACCUGGAGGCUCUCCUGGAGGAUGGCAAGGAGCUGCAGCGCUUCAAAGAAGUGGCAGCGAAAAGCAAGGACGUGCUGGUGGCCCAGGGCUUCACGGAAUUCACCAUUGAGGACUUCCAUAAUACGUUCAUGGACCUGAUUGAGCAAGUGGAGAAACAGACCACAGUUGCAGAGCUGUUGGCCUCCUUCAACGACCAGAGCACCUCAGAUUAUCUCGUCGUGUACCUACGGCUGCUGACGUCCGGCUACUUGCAACGGGAGAACAAGUUUUUUGAGCACUUCAUCGAGGGAGGACGGAGCAUAAAAGAGUUUUGCCAGCAGGAGGUGGAGCCCAUGUGUAAGGAAAGCGACCACAUUCACAUCAUUGCCCUGGCUCAGGCCCUCAACGUGUCCAUCCUGGUGGAGUACAUGGAUCGGGGCGAGGGCGGGACCACCAACCCCCAUAUCUUCCCCGAAGGCUCGGAGCCCAAAGUGUAUCUACUAUACAGACCGGGACACUACGACAUCCUGUACAAAUAGAGGGGCAGGAGCGAGGCUGGUGAGCCAGCCCCCCCUCCUCUCCCUCCCCCGCUGCCCCCCUGGCGUUCCCUGUCUCGCCCGUGUUUUUCCCACCACCAACCGGGCAGCGUCGUCUGUGCUUGUAAAUGGUGAUCGUUCUUGCUCCCCAUCUCGCUCACUUGGUUUGUUUAUUAUUAUAUAUUUUUCCCUCCUUUUGUUGUUACACUCACACUCUUCUGUGUUUUAUUAAAGGGGAUGCCGGUGAAACAA